Pochonia chlamydosporia 170 is the source of this 1257-nucleotide messenger RNA. RefSeq lists its product as hypothetical. Lineage: Eukaryota; Fungi; Ascomycota; Sordariomycetes; Hypocreales; Clavicipitaceae. The transcript is spliced from 5 exons. Bases 1 to 1257 code for a protein of 418 amino acids. The record is from RefSeq and is a predicted model, not a curated record.
AUGGAUGGCGAUAUUGAAGCAGCCGCAAUUGAACAAAAUGAGCGAGCUACUCCGGUAAAUGAGCCUGGCGCCAGGCUGAAUGACCUCCCUCUUGGGGAUGGGGACAUCGCCGUUCCUGGGAUGGGACCUUACAACAUCCAAGGCGACAAGCAUGGAAACAGCAAUCCUUCAACCAGGCCAGGCACAGCAGCUGGCUCGACUCAUGUUGCAGGUCCCAGGCAUAGUUAUGAACUUCCCGGGACGCCGGUGGGUGUUCGCGUGAAUACAUCGAAUAGUGUGACAAGUGUAGGGACAGCCAGAUUGCCGGAUUCAGCCGAGAGAGAUCAGAAUGUUACUCGGGCUUCUUCGAUGGUAGACCUAGGCAAUGAGAUGCCGCGUCGCUCGGGCACUUUGCCAGCAACUGAGAGAGUAAAAGGGGUUACCGAGGCAGAAGACGCUGCACUCGAUAAAUUCUUGAUAGAUCAUUUCAAGAAUGACCUCUUCGAUGUCAUCAAGCCAACAGCAGCACCGGCACCCGCGUCUCGAUUCCUCAAGAUAUUUGGUUUGGAUCCGCUGGGGCGUGAGCAGAAAAAAGACAAGAAGCUCAAGGUAAACGUAAGGGUGAGCCUGGCUGCUCUGAACCGAAUGCGAAUGCGACGUCUUCAGAUGAAGCUUGCCCACCAAAUCCUGCGAAUGCACUACUACAAAGAAUGUUCAACUGACUGGGAAGACCUUCUUAAAGAAUACAUUGCCGCAACCAGAGACAACGACUACAUCCGUACCUGCAUCCAUAGAGGCAUAGACGAUCCGUUCCUGGUAGGCACAGAAAAACAUGUUGAUGCUGCGAUUCUGAACGCCGCUCUACUCGACAUACCUGAGGCCGAAUUGCGCAAGGAAGGUCUCUGGGCAACAGCUGACGGCGAGGAUAAAAGACGCAAGUUUAAUUUUGUGCCGCCCGUUGAAAAGGAACCACGGGCCAUCGGGGGCACACGUAUGGCGACGACGAGAAAGCAGAAAACGCAGUUAUUUCUUCAGAGGGUGCUAUUUUCGAUUGUAGGAGGCAUCUUUCUCGUCGGGCCAAUGUGGCUCAUGGCCGUGCUGAAUGCCAAGUAUGUAUCACUUAUUUCGACAUCAGUAUUUGUCUUUUUAGCUGGCCUGUUGGCGGCGUGGAAGUUGGAUGACCCAAAGACGGUCCUGUCUACAACGGCUGCGUAUGCCGCUGUUUUGGUGGUGUUUGUUGGAACAAGUACUGCGCCAUCUCCUGGGGGUGGUUCUUAG